UCCUUCUUCCCUCGUCCCAUUCGAAACCCUUCCUGAGCUCUUGGGGAAGGAGGGCGAGAGAGAACCCUCUCCUAACCUCCUCCGGUCGACGCAAAAAAUGGCUUUUUUUCUCCUUUCCUAAUAUCCGUGUUCUUUAGGGUUUUGUAUUCUUCGAUUUGUAUAUCCGCUCACGAGGGACAGGUUUUUCUGUGAUCGUUGUGGGGUUUUGGGAUCCACUCGGGUUUCAUAAUUGAUGGGUUGCACGAGUGGUUCUUCUGGGAUGCAAGGCUAUACCUAUCGAUAUUCUCAUUGUGCAAGCUAGGGUUUUGCUGAAUUCUGAUGGGAUUCAGGGCAAAUUUAAGCAUAGUAGUUGGUGAAGUGUCGGGUUCGGCAUCAUGGAUAUGUUGCUAUAUUAUUCAAUUCCUUUUGAGAGGUAUUAUAUGCUGUUUUCAUUUCAUCUUUAGGGUUGGAGAUUUGUUUUCCUAAGGAGUUUGCACCGCUUGAGUUGGGAGCGUCUGGGAGAUGGAAGAACAAUUCAUACUCCGGGUCCCCCCUUCUGUGUCUGAACGAAUAGAACGCCUUUUCAAUGAGAACGCUUCCUCUUCAGAAGACGGUUCGUUGGAUUUGUCCUUUUCAGAGGAUGGAAGAUCUGGUACUUUUAUGAUUGGCAAUGAAAGAUUUCCUGCCUCCCUCUUGGAUCUUCCUUGCAUAGUUGAAUCUUAUAAAACUUAUGAUGAUAGUGUGUUAAUCAAAACUGCUGAUAUUGGUCAGAUUAUUACGUUAAGAGAAGAAGGCGAUCCUGCUCCAGAAGGGAUCGAGUACAAGCAUGGCCUUACCCCACCAAUGAGGGAUGCUCGCAGAAGGCGAUUCCGCAGAGAACCUGAUCUUAAUGUACUGUACCUAGGUGCAACUUUUGUCUAUGAUAUUUUUGGUAGUUCUCACAUCUUUUUGCAUGUGCAGCCGGAGCUUGUCCAGCGGGUUGAAAAAGAUCUACUCAAUAUCAUGUCUGGUGGGACAGUAGAGAGUUUGCAUGUUGAAAUGGUUGGGCCUGAGGCAGGUGGUGAGCGCAAGAAAGAUGCUCCGACGCCUGUGGCAAAGCCAGAAGAUGUUCCUUUGGAGGUUGCUACUAAUGGGGGCGGCGAACGCGAAAGAGGUGACUCUGAUGAUUCGCUGGAGCCUGAAAGUUAGGGUAGCAGGUACUGACUUGGUUGGUAGAAUGUGCAUUACUAAGGCUUCUCAUAGCUUUACUUUAGCCCUCUGAAGUGCAUGAUAGAGGUGCAAAUUGUGCUGAUCUCCUGCAGACUUUGGCUGCAACAACCGAGAGGUUGUAGGAAAAGGCCCCCAGCUUGUCCUCUAAAAGAAGCAUGCUAAAUUGGCCCAUUAACUUCUAUAAGGUUUUACAAGUGCUUAUGCUGUCAUGGAAAAAAACUCGCGUUAAAUUCUCUUGGCCUGUCUUGGAACUUCAAAAACCUCAUUUUGGAGGAGAAUAAAACUGGUCCCGGGUCGCUUUUUUGUUACAAUCCUACAUUUUCUCAAAGGCAGUUCUCUUGUAGCCCUUUUGCAUUGGAUAAUGCCAAUUUUUUGGUUGCCUGUAUGAAGCUUAGCUAAAGAAAGAGGCUGUGCCAUGCUUGUUGUCAAA
Messenger RNA from Phoenix dactylifera (date palm), 1618 nucleotides. The record is from RefSeq and is a predicted model, not a curated record. NCBI's taxonomy places the organism in Eukaryota, Viridiplantae, Streptophyta, Magnoliopsida, Arecales, Arecaceae.